Cannabis sativa is the source of this 2402-nucleotide messenger RNA. Its product is annotated as CSC1-like protein ERD4. Gene Ontology annotation, molecular function: calcium-activated cation channel activity. Gene Ontology annotation, cellular component: plasma membrane. The transcript is spliced from 6 exons. Lineage: Eukaryota; Viridiplantae; Streptophyta; Magnoliopsida; Rosales; Cannabaceae. Bases 57 to 2252 code for a protein of 731 amino acids. The record is from RefSeq and is a predicted model, not a curated record.
CAUAGGUACCCUAUUUUUCAUAAUAUAUUUGAGUGAGUGUGUUUAGAGAGAGAGAAAUGGAUUUGAAUUCGUUUCUAACAUCGUUAGGAACGUACUGUCUGAUAUUUUUGAUUUUGGUAUUGCUUUACUCAUGGAUGUCGAGGUUGCCAGUAAACGCCGUCGUUUACUACCCCAAUCUCAUGAAUAAAAAGUCCUCCAAAUUACCCAAAGGGACCGGAACGACGUCGUUGGAGUUGGAUCCGACUAAAUACGGAUCCGGAUCGGGUUGCUGCAACCCGUUUGGGUGGAUCGGAGAUGCCGUUAAUUCUAGUGAAGAGGAUAUUAUCAACAUGUCAGGAGUGGACACUGCUGUCUACUUCGUCUUCCUCACCACUAUUUUGAAAGUACUAUUUUUAAGUGGGUUAGUUCUGCUACCAGUUCUUCUACCAGUUGCUGUCACUGAUGAUCGAUUGCAACGCAUCAAAGAAGAGAUAGAUGAUGAUCUUCCCCUUGAUCUUCAAAAAUUAUCCAUGGGAAAUGUCGAUGAAAAAAGUAGAAGGUUGUGGGCAUUUCUAGUAGGCGUGUACUGCGUUUCAUUUGUUAUUUAUUACUUGUUGUGGAAGGCAUACAAACAUGUUGGUGGGUUGAGAGUGAAGGCAUUAAUGUCAUCAUCACAAGUGAAGCCUGAACAAUAUGCAGUUCUUGUUAGAGACAUUCCUCUACACAAAACUAAAUCUACAAAACAACAGGUUGAUGCUUUUUUUAAGGACAUUUAUCCUAAUACAUUUUACAAAUCAAUGGUCGCCACUAACAAUAUUCAGGUGAAUAUUCUUUGGAAAAGAUUAGAAAAGCAAAGAAAAAACCUUGCACAAGCUGAAACAAUAUAUGAGGAGUCAAAAACAAAAGGCAAAAAAUCACCAUCAUCAUCUGAAGUAGCCAAAAGACCUACUCACAAAUUAGGCUUUCUUGGACUAUGUGGAAGAGAAGUAGACAGCAUUGAACACUACACAAACAAAGUCAAAGAACUUGAAUCCAAACAUGAAGAAGAAAGAACAAAAACACUUAAAGAUAAGCAAUUAAAUGCUGCAUUAGUUUUCUUCACAAACAGAGUAUCUGCAGCCUUAGCAGCUCAAAGCCUCCAUGACAAAUUGGUAGAUGAAUGGACAGUAACCGAAGCCCCCGAACCAUCGCAACUCCUAUGGAACAAUCUUCGAAUGAAGUUCUUCGAAAGACAACUAAGGAAAUAUGUUGUUUACUUCAUUGUUGCUCUAACAAUUUUAUUUUACAUGAUCCCAAUUGGGGUUGUGUCUGCUUUCACAACUUUGAAGAAUUUGAUGAAGCUUCUCCCAUUUUUGAAGUUGGUUUUGAAAAUGAGGAUUGUGAGGACAGUGCUUGAGGCUUAUUUGCCACAACUUGUGUUGAUUGUGUUUAUGUCUGUUUUGCCUAUGUUGCUUUUGUUUCUUUCUAAGGCAGAAGGGGUUGCUUCUGUGAGCCAUGCAGAGAGAGGUGCUGCUGGCAAGUUUUUUUACUUCACUGUGUUGAAUGUGUUCAUUGGUGUCACACUUGGUGGGACUUUGUUUAAUACAAUCAAAGAAAUUCAGCAAGAACCAAACUCCAUUGUUGAAAUUCUUGCUAGUAGUAUACCUCAAAAUGCAGCCUUCUUUAUCUCCUACGUUGCUCUAAAGUUUUUCGUGGGGUCUGGGGUUGAACUUUCUCGAAUAGUUGCUGUGAUUGCUUUUCAUAUAAAAAGAAAAUUGAUAUUCAAGACAGAAGCAGAAGAAAAAGAAGCAUGGCCAACAGGUGACCUUGGGUUUCAUACAAAGGUUCCUGAAGACAUGCUUGUUGUCACCAUUGUUCUUUGCUACUCUGUUAUUUCUCCAAUUAUUAUUGCAUUUGGCCUCGCACAUGUUGCCAUUGGAUGGCUUGUCACACGUAAUCAGGCUCUGAAAGUAUAUGUAACAAAAUAUGAAAGCUAUGGAGAAAUGUGGCCACACAUGGUAUUUCGAAUCCUUGCAGCUAUGAUAUUAUACCAAGUGACCAUGUUUGGUUACUUUGGAGUGAAGGAAUUUGUGUACACACCACUCUUAGUCCCACUCCCAAUCAUCACUUUUCUCUUUGGCUUCAUUGCACAUAAGAAGUUUCAUCGUUCAUUCCACCACAUUCCUCUCAAAAUCGCAGCCAUUGAACAAUCUACCCAAGUAGAUUUGGAACAAGUUUACACAUCAUUCAUACCUCCAAGCUUGGAGAUCAAACAUCACGAACCAGCAGUUUGAAUUAAUAUAUAUAUAUAUAUAUAUGUAUAACUGUGCUUGAUUAUUCUUUAUUGGUGUGGCAUGAGGUUUUUGAUUUCUGAUAGUAAUAUUAUCAUGUAUCCAUGUUUUUGUGCUAUAUAUAUGUUAAUGAAAUUUGAAUUUAUAUGUAUA